AUGGGGAUAUUGAGAAGUCGUGUUGACUUAGCCUACAGAGCAUCAAGCGAUCCAUUAAAAAUGCACAGAGCACUCCGCAUAGUGAAGCCCAACACCGACAUCUCUGGUGAUUACACGUGUGUCGUUUCAACAUUCAUGGAAGAGGAUUCAAGAACGAAGCAAAUGAUUGUUUUUGUACCAGAGACGAACUUCCGCCUGAUCCAGAACAAGACUGACAAUGAUACUGUGAACGUCAUAUGUGCUGCGGACGGAGCGUUUCCUGCGCCAAACCUCACGCUAGCCACACCAAAAAGUAAGGAAAGAAGCAAUUUACUAUCCGGGGCCCAUUUCACAACACCUGAAAUGCCAACCGCGGCGGACAUGCAACUCGCUGCGGCUAUUGGCUCUAAAGGCAUCACACUGAAUAUCUACGCACCGGGUGAAAUUCCAAGUGUUCCAGCUAUUCGUCUAGUCAUGUUGUCCAAAGUCAUAUCUUAA
Messenger RNA from Parnassius apollo (apollo), 477 nucleotides. The record is from the annotation of a GenBank genome assembly. NCBI's taxonomy places the organism in Eukaryota, Metazoa, Arthropoda, Insecta, Lepidoptera, Papilionidae.